Ctenopharyngodon idella (grass carp) is the source of this 13988-nucleotide messenger RNA. RefSeq names its product neuromedin U receptor 1a (gene nmur1a). The coding region runs from base 5670 to 6995 and encodes 441 amino acids. Gene Ontology annotation, cellular component: plasma membrane. The record is from RefSeq and is a predicted model, not a curated record. Gene Ontology annotation, molecular function: neuromedin U receptor activity. The transcript is spliced from 2 exons. Gene Ontology annotation, biological process: G protein-coupled receptor signaling pathway. NCBI's taxonomy places the organism in Eukaryota, Metazoa, Chordata, Actinopteri, Cypriniformes, Xenocyprididae.
GUACACUUAUUGUGAUGUGUUGACUAACAUACUAAAGCACAUGUAAAGUAUUUGAUUAUAAUUUUAACUGUAGUGUGUAGGUUAAUAUAUUAUUUAGGUUAAUAUUUAUUAUUUAAGUGUACUAAAUCACAGCUUCCUCAUUAUAAAUGUGUAAUUACAUAUAUUUGAAUACAUGACACAAGUUUCAAUAGAAAUUACAUUAAAGUAUAAUUUAGUUUACCACAAAUGCUUGUCAGUACAUUCAGCAGUACACUUUAACCAUAUUUCAAAGACAAUAGAAGUAACUAUGAAAUUACAGAUGAAGAUGUACUUAAAGUGCCCCUAUUAUGCUUUUCAAAUAUUACCUUUCAUGCAGUGUGUAAUAUAGCUGUCUGUGAAUGUAAACGGUCUGCAAAGUUGUUAAGUCAAAGGUGUACCAUAAAUAAAGUUAUUGUCUCCCAAAAGAAAGAAUAAAUUCUGAACCGCCUAAACAAGUCGUCUGGAAUUCCAGUCGCACUUCCGUGAGCAGCAUACGUAACACAGUAACACAUUUGCAUAAUGCCCGCCUACAGUCUUCGUUGGCUGCCCGUGAACAACGUCUACUUUGACCCGCCCUCAAACGCUGUAGCUGGUUCAUAUUGUGUACAUGUCCAGAAGAUGCUGUUUUCUGCUCUGCAAAAGCAAAUUAUUUUUGUAAACACUUCCAAAGGAUGAGGAUGUGAAGAGUCAGUGGUUGAAAUUACAACAGCGAUACAACAGCAGUAUAACCGUUUGACGAUUACUUCUCAAAUCUCUGUGAGGUCUAAAGGGGAUUUACGAAACACGUAUCCACUAAAGAUGGGAUAGUACCCACUUUAUUUGAAACAACUAGCUCUUCUGAAUCACAGCCUGUAAGUAUGAGUAAUUAUUGACAUAUAUAUUUUAUACCGGGUGUUCAAAAUAUGUAGUUUUGUGUUUUAUAUUGUGUAGGUCUUUGGCUAACCGGCUAACUCACAUCAUUACUGUCUUACUGAAAUACUUCUGCUGAUCAGAUGUGGGCCCACUAUUACCUAUUGUGUCAGUUAAUGAAGAUUGUCUGUUGUUCUUACUACUUUGAGUAAUGAUAAAAGAUGGAGCAAGAUUUGUUUUAUAAAAUUUAAUGUUACACCAGUCAUUCACCUUACUGCUCAUCAAAUGUAGGGGAGCGCGAGGCACAACCUAAUGCUUUUUGACUUUCUCAGUUUGUGUAAAUCUACUUAGGGUUCAGAGAAUUUAUUUUGUUCCACAUUAAUUUCACACAUGUCUGGUACAAAUAUGUGGCUUUGUUUCAUUAAUACAGCAUAUACUUUUUUCUUUAUUUACCCUGAAAGAAGGGAAGUGAAAUGUGACAACAUGCCCCAUAGGUGGGGCACAUUGUAACGUGAUGGGGCACGUUGUAACAUGACCAUUUGAAAGCUAAAAAUGUUAUGUGAUUGAAUUAAAAAAAAUAAAUAAAUACAUGACAAACUAAAAUAUUUAGUCAAUAAAAGACAAUAAUUAUUUUUUUCAUAUAAAAUAAUAGCUUUUUUUUUAGAAAUUCAAAUUUAAAUAAUUUUGUAGUUUGACAAUGAACACUCUUGCUGCUGAAACAUUUGCUGAAUGCUGAACAUUUCUUAAAAUAAUAUAUUUUGGAUUUUCAGGUUCUUUCCAUAGUUUAUCAACAGAAAUUUAUAAAAGUUGAUUAUGCCAGUUGUAUUGUAACUGUAUAGAAUAGCGUAGUUCUAAUAGCAGGGGCACAUUGUAACAACGAACCCUAUCUGCGCAACUGGAAUUUAAACCCGGUUAGUGUCUUCUGAUAGUUAGUGAAGCAUUAAAGAACUACCCAAACUGCUAAAACAGAUUGGAGAUUAAAAUAAUAUCAGAUAUGUCUAAUUUUAAAUAAACUCAAAAAAUAUAGAUGAAAAAUUAGCUUAAGUAAUAAAUUUACUUUUGCUAUUGUUAAAUAAAUGUUCAGUGAUAUCUCCCAAAGAUUUCUAAAUUUUGGCGCAAUUUUUUCUCUAUAUAUUUUCGAUAUGGCAACUAGUAAAUACGCUAAGUUUCUUCAUGCUAGUGUGUGUGGAAGUAUUUAAACCACGUGCGUUACAACUAACCCUGCGUUAGUUUGUGCCCCGCGCUCCCCUAUGCACUGUUAUUGACACAGUUAAUGAUACUGUAUCAAGGCAAGGUGGUCUCGCCCCCAUCUGAAACCCAUACCCAUACCCCUACCUCCUGAAUCCAGGUGUGUAUAUUCCAGGUCUUGUGGAUUUUGAUACCGAAAUGUUGACAGGUAUGCCUUACUCCUGAUUGGCUACAAGUUCCACUUCCAACAGCAUUUCUCAGAAAUUGCUUACUGCACCUUUAAGUUCAACUAAUUGCAUUUAAUAUACAGUAAGUUUAAUCUACAGUAUAAUACAUUUUAAUUAAAUUGCAAUUAGCAUGUGAUUAGCAUUUGAAAACAUUACAUUCAGUUUGCACUUAAGCAUAUUCUUUUAAACUAUAUUAUUUUCAUUAAUACUCUUUUUAAAAGUAUGCUAAAGUGCACUUGUUUUUCACAAAGGUUUCCCAACAUCAACAUUCUGUGAAAUGUUAUGCAUUCAUCUUUGUAUUGCAUACCAGUCACACUGGCUUGGAAAGGAGUUUACAGUAUACUGAUAUAAUCCUGCAAGCUGAAACUAAAGGUGUCUCAUUCAAUGUCAAUCCUCCAACUCUCCAAAGACCAUCUCCGCCUCUUCUACUAAUAGCAUAGCUGCUCAACCAUGAGGUCAGAUCCUGCUGGGGAAUCAGCAGUCAUUCUCAAAUUUUAACGAUUUCCAUGCACCUGCAGCUGUUCACUCUUUCCCCUCCAAUUCCACAUAUAUCCAUUGGGGGCCUCACUGCUGUAUUAGAGUUCACAUUAGGAUAUAGCUUCCUUCGCUUCGCUUCCUUUUUUUUUUUUUUACCUUGAGUUAGUUUUGCCCCAUCAAUUCCAAUUCCACUGCUACAAAGUUUCAAUAAAUGAGUUAUAUAUUUAACUAUUUUUUAGUAUUAUUAUUAUGGUUGCACUUUAUUUUACAGUAUGUGCACUUUCAAUGUACUUACAGUGUACUUACCAAGAAAGUUCUGAAUAAUAUUAGGUAACUACAUGGGUUAAGAUUAGGCAGGCACGUGCACACAUAGACAUAAAAGAGGGCUUGAGCACCUGCCCUUUUUCUUCCUUGAGAGAAAGUGCGCUUUUUUCUGGGGUGCUUUUUUUUUUUUUUUUUUAAUAAAUGAAUAUAUAUUCCUGUUUGCGCACAGCUUACCUGUCAAACAAAUAUAUUUACUGAAUUAAAAAAUUACUAUAAAUCAGGUCGGCUUUGUCGAGUUCAGAUGCCCUCCCUCCACGACACGCCAUUCAUUCCCGCACGCACACGCGCCCCGCCCCACCUCGUGUUUGCUGCUGGCUGACAACUUGUGACAACUAUGCCUGGGAAAAGACAACAGCUGUCUGGCGAUGAGAAGCGAAAAAGAAAAAGCACUAGGCCUAGAUGAAUCCCGUGCAUUUUUUUCCGGUAGCCUAUGUAUGUUCACAAACAUGUUCAAUUUUUGGCUAUUUAAGGGUGAGAUUAGUUAUACGUUUAACGUCGCGUUAAUAAUUUGACCACCAGCAACGCAUCUGCCUGAUUUGAUACUAAUGCAAUUUAUGUUAUAUUAUAAUUUCAAUUAUUUUAUUGUGCUCUGCAUUAAGUUUUGAACCAUGGUAAAGAUAUGUGUAGGGCUGUCAAUAUCAGAAGUGGAGCUUUCCACGGACGCGGAUCCAUGAACCGAAUUAUUAGACAGGUUUUCUAAGGAUGCACGAUUUAUUAAAACCAUUUAAAAUACAGCAUUGCAUAAUGCUAUCAUUCUUAAAUCUAUGCUUACACAGGAGAAUACAUCAAUAAAAGUUUAAACCCUCGCUCUUAGUGUGCAUGUUUUGAUGUCCAGAAAUUACAAUGACUGUGGCAUUUCUAUCACAAAGAAUUGGCCGAAUAUUAUUAUUAUUUAACUAAUAUUAUAUAUAUUUUUUUUUAUGCUGGCUGGCCAAAAACAAGGAUUUGAUCGUGCUGUGUAACAACAACAAUCACCAGGCUUUUGGCGCCCUCUGCAGGCAUUUGAUAUAAUAUCGAUUAUGUACUUAAAUAUUUAAGUAUUUAAGUACAUUAAACACUCUUGAUGUGUUUAAAUAUGAAGAUUAGAUUGUUUUGGUUAGUUUAGAAGAAUUCUACAGAUGCAAACAGACAGAGGAUAGUAGGUUUAAAACAAACUCCAUCUAAAAGUGUAUUUUGGAAGUUUUCUUUCCAUUAGAGUAAAAGAAGACAUGGAAGCAAAAAUAGACCAAAAUCUUAAAAUUGUCCACUACAUGAAAGAAUUAUUCCAAUAACACCAAAAUAAUGACAACGAUUUAUUGAUUUGUGUAAAAUAAACUAAUUAUUAGUGAAACUAUGUCCCUCUCCUUGGUGCAGUCAUUUAUUCUAAAUUUAUAGCUACUUGAAAAUAGUAAUGUAGAAAACAUGCACAUUGUGGCAUAGUUUCCUUUGCUGUUGCCUGCUCUUCUGAUUAAACUAGUGAAUACUAAAGAAGACCAUGGUCUCUGUGUGAACUGAUUUUGUAGAAAGUGAGGGGAAUUAAAAUAAAUUGGCAAGGAAGUCAGAGUUGUGUUAAUAUGUUUAACGUUUUGUUUAUUAUUUUUUUAAAUAAAUAAUUAUGAGAAGUGCCUUUUUUUUCCACUUCAGCCCCUGCCCCCCAAAAUGUCUGUGCACGUCCCUGAGAUUAGGUAUAGGGGUUCAGGACUAGUACCUAGUUAUUACCCAGUUAUUCUAAUUACUACAAUAAGUAUAUCGUAUGUACAUGCGAAACAGAACUGUAAAAUUAAGUGCUACCAUUAUUAUUUUUAAAAUAAGAUGCAAUAGACAUAUUGUGUAGUUUCUGCUGUUUAUUCAUACUGUAAAAAUGAAACAUUGAAAAUCAAACUUAAAAAAAAUGCUGUGCAAAAAUGAGUUAGAUAAUACAGUACUGAACUGUACUGAAUUAAAUUAAUAAAAAAUAAUGCUUUACAUAAUAAUAAUAAUAAUAAUAAAAAACUUGUACGUUUAAGAUCUAGCUAAUCUUCUUACAUAAUUCCAAUUAAUCAUUGUUACUUCACUUUCUAGUCCAUUUGUUUAAAAAAGUCAAAGGAAAUUCCAGCCAAUAAUAGCCGGAAAAGACAUAUAUUUGAAAACCACUCAAGACCUACCACAAGCUUUGAAAAACUAUUUUCAGUAUAUUAUGAUUUGGGACAAAUGCCGCAAAUUGAAAUGAAUUGAAUUGAAAUGGCGCAACAAGCCCAGACCAUAUUAUAUAACAUAUUCUGCUAUGUAUAUCUUCUCUUUUCUUUCCAAAUGAAUUUGUUUAAUUAAUUAUGGGCAAAUUGCAGCCUUUAAUAAAUUGCCUCAUUUGCCUGCUUGCAGUUGUACAUUGCUUUUGGAAGACACACAAACCUAAUCAGAGUCACCUCAGGGCGUCGAUUCUGCAAUAGACACAGUGACCAUUGCCGCCUAUACAGCCUACCCCAUGUGCUUUGUGUAUAAAUCCACUUCCCAAAUCCACUUUCCCCAGUCCCUUCUGCCUCAGUCUCAACUGCCUAAAAAAACUUUCGAAGAUGUCUAGGUUCUCAAUCUGUCCACUUGCCAAGAUCAUCAAGCAAAUUUGUUCCUUAUAUGAUGUAUCCAACCCUUUCAUUCACUAGGUCCAGAAUGAUUGCCAAACCCAACUGUUCUUCAAAGGAUACCUUGGCAUCAAGAUGUGUCCAUGAUCUGCUGUGCAACACCAGUGUUGUGUUGAACCUCAGUGAGGUGGAGAUGGAAGAGUUUUGCCUCAACCAAGAUGAGUAUCUGGAGAAAUAUCUGGGACCUAGACGUUCCCCAGUGUUUCUGCCAGUUUGCAUCACCUACCUGAUAAUCUUCUUGGUGGGAGCGGUGGGAAACAUUCUUACGUGCAUUGUUAUCGCUCGCAACAAGGUCAUGAGGACACCCACCAACUUCUACCUGUUCAGUCUGGCGGUGUCAGACUUGCUGGUGCUUCUCCUGGGAAUGCCUUUGGAGCUCUAUGAAAUGUGGAGUAACUAUCCAUUCCUUUUGGGCAAGGGUGGAUGCUACUUCAAGACCUUCCUCUUUGAGACUGUGUGUUUCGCCUCCAUCCUCAACGUAACAGCGCUGAGCGUGGAGCGCUACAUAGCUGUGGUUCAUCCGCUCAGGGCCAAAUAUGUAGUGACACGCACUCACGCCAAGCGGGUGAUCUUGAGCGUGUGGAGCAUGUCCGUGUUGUGUGCCAUUCCCAACACCAGCCUCCAUGGCAUCUUUACCCUCCCUCUUCCUAAAGGAAAAGGAGCAGGAGCCAUGCUCACAUCCGCCACCUGCAUGCUGGUCAAGCCACGUUGGAUGUACAACCUGAUCAUCCAAAUCACCACUUUGCUGUUUUUCCUCCUGCCCAUGUUGACCAUCAGUGUGCUGUAUUUGCUCAUCGGCAUGCAGCUAAAACGAGAGAAGAUGUUGCAGGUCCUGGAGGCAAAAACCAGUCUGGGACAAGACAGCUCCUCUAAUGUGCACAGUCAGCAGCAGAAAACACGUCGCCAGCAGGUCACUAAAAUGCUGUUUGUUCUAGUGGUCAUGUUUGGCAUCUGUUGGGCUCCAUUCCACACCGAUCGACUCAUGUGGAGUUUCAUGGACCACAAGAACAGUGAACACAUGAAGAUUGUCCAGGUCUAUGAGUAUGUCCAUGUCAUCUCUGGGGUCUUCUUCUAUCUGAGCUCAGCCAUUAAUCCAAUUCUCUACAACCUCAUGUCCACCCGCUUCAGAGAGAUGUUUAAAGAGGUGAUGUGCCACCACAAAUGGCAUCCCGCCCCAAGGAAACGCUCACUUAGCAUGACAAGGGUUACUGUGCGCAGCACCGUGAGUGAAGUCCCACCUUGCAAUGGCACCAUUACUACUGAAGGAGAAGAUUAUGAUAUGGAUGAAUGCCAGGAAAAUAAGACCAACUUUUCCUAAGAAACUAUUUUCAACUUGUAAUUUUUGUACUGUAUUGUCAGUGCUUGAAGAUGAAAUGAACACUGCAGCUUUAAAAAAUAAAUGUAAACAUAAAUAAUAUGUAGGUGUAAGUUUAGGCAACACUGGUCAAAAAUACAUGGUUUGGUGAUUUUUCAAACAAAACAAAGAAUCUGCGACUCCCUCCCAUAUAUUCACAGCCAGGCUACUGGAACUCAAAUUCAAUUUUUUUUUUCAAAUUCAAUUGAGCUUUAUUAGCAUGACUGUGAAUCACAAUGUUGCCAAAGCAUUAACAUAUUAUAUAUAAAUAAUAAAACAAAGAAACAAACAAAACACAUAUGUAUACAUCAUGUCAUAUGUAGCAUAGUAAAUAAAUUAAUCUAAGUAAAUGAAUAAAUAAAGCAGGUCCCUCUAGAGUUAUCCGUCGCUAAUAUUGAGAAUGGUUAACAAAUAUUUUGCAGCUAGUGUAGCGCUGCUAUCAUCUUCACCAAGUAUGAAGGGCAUUUUCUCAGUAUCACUCAAUUCAAUAAAUGAGAGAAUCAGUGUUUCAAAUAUGGAGAGAAAUGUUUCUCUUACAUCGUGAUAUUUAGGACAGAUGAGUAGAAAGUGUUUCUCAUCCUCUAUUUGCUGUAGAUCACAGUGUCUACAGAUCCUCUGCUCUCUCUCUGUCCAUGUUUGUCUAUGUCUUCCUCACUCUUUCUUUGAUAGAUUGCCAGCACAUUUUCAAUUAAGUAUAUAUACCAAAUUAUGCAGAUUGGCUUUUUUUUUACCCUCUGGAAAUAUCUAACUAACUAAAAUUCAUUUCAAGACACCAUUCUCGGCUUACAAUGCUCUCAAGGGCCUAGCCCCCAUAAUAUUAAAUCUUUAUUACAUAAAAACAUGAAUUAAAAAGUAUUUCUCAAAUUGGUGUCAUGUUUAUCAACAUUAGCCUAGGUUCUUAGCCAUUUACAUAAAGUCUGCAUUACAAAAUGCAGUAUAAAAAAUGUAAUAAAGGAUUGAAUUAUGAUUAUAGGAUAAUAUAUUUAAGGAAUAGGCAAUCACAUGAGCACCAGUGCUAUAGCUUUUUUCCGAAUAACAGGACUGCCUGGAUGUUCAGUAAUCAUAGCUGUGUGGGUGUUUGAGAAAAUGCAUGAUUGUAGAUUAACUGUGACAUUGUUUUUUUUUUUAAAGGUUCAAUAAUAGAAGUUAAUAUUAAGCAAAUACAUUCUAGACACAAUAUUGUCAGCUACCUUGUCUUCUCCAACAACGUUAAUAGUAUCAAACAAAGCAGCAGUAGAAUCGACGCGCAACUCAUAGCAACACAGUAACCUAUUUUUAUGUUAAUUUUUGGAUGUUGCAUAAAAAAACGGCAGAUGGAAACACCAAGAUGUGCAUAAACCAAGAUGCGCAUAAAAAAACGUAUGCACUCAAUUGGAACAGAUCAUUUUUUUAUCCGAUAAGAAGGCAUGCAGAUAAACUACUACGGAAACAUGCUUACCAAAUAAAUCCCUCGAUGCGCAACAAAAAAGUCAUGUGACUUUGCCUCAACAGAUCAUUGGAUAAGUGGAAUAACCAGCGGACCAAUUGCAUUGCACAGCAUCUUAAAUGUUGGUUUGGUCAUUCUGAAAUGCCUGAGCUAAAGAACGAUUUGGUAUAAUUGCAUCCCUGCUGAACACAAACAUGACAGCGUUUAUUACAUUUCGUCUGGAGACUCUAAGGUGCAAGUAGUUUAUGAUGUACAAAAAAGAGCCACAGUGGCUUCCCCAAUUGCAGCAACUUCCAUUUUUAUAACAGAUAUUUUGCACCAAUUUCCCACAAAGUGAACAUUUUUCUCUGUUGAAUACAUGGGAUGGAAACUGUGCUUUCGCAAAUGUUUUGUGUACAAGUUAAAUUCGCUACUUUGGAUGGAAAGUAAAUGUGUUACUAGUUACUUUUUAUGGAAAGUUAUGUUACAUGUUACUUUUGUGUUACUUUUUCUCACCUGGGCUGGGCUUGCUUGUUUGAUUUAUAAUAACAACAAAAAAAAAGUCUGUUUUUGGCUAAUGUAAAGGCCAUUUUCACACCAAACGUGAAAUGAUACAGUCAUUUUUGCUUAUUAGUAUGGUUGAAUUUAAUCAUCAAAUAUCAACAGCAAAGGCACUGGUUAAAAAAGUGAGAUUAAAUACAUUAUGUAUGUUUAUCAUGAUAUUAUAUAACAUUUAAUUAUUGCAGGUUUGCUAAUAUUCUGAGUUUCACUGUUUUUAUUCAUUUAGAGGAAUACUGAUUCUGUUUUUGUGCAAGUGCAUGAGGACAAGUGAGAUAUACAAGAGAGUAACUGCAUGCUCACAUUUAGUCUAGAUCUACAAUAACAUCGUUCACAGUACACACAACGCCUCUGCACUCAACAUGAGGACAGGAGAGCUGUUAGUCACUAAAUAGGAAAACAAAGUAACUUGCAUUACUAAUUUGAAAAAGUAACUCCGUUAUUUGUUGUAAAUUUUAAAGAAAUGUAUGUAAGUAAUGUGUUACUUUACUCGUUACUUGAAAAAAGUAAUCGGAUUGCAUAACUCACGUUACUUGUAAUGCGUUACCCUCAACACUGGUCACUUGUUUUGUUCCAGUAUGAAUCAGCGUUUUGAACAAAUCGGUUGAAUAAACUAGUAACCCACUCAAAAGACAGUCACUUGCCGCCACCUACUGGUGUAUGAUGUAACCUGCAGACCGAGUCAUUGAAAAUCCCCAUCACUUAUGCAAAAACAGACAAUAUCCCUAUUCGGAUGGUAACUGUUUCUCAAGGGGAUGUAAGGUAUUUUCGAGAUUUACAGGGGCUAGUGAUUUUAUUGCUGUCUGAAUCCAUAAUGUCAGUGUUUUUCUCCCACCAUCCGCGUAAAAAUCCCCGGCCGAAUUACUUACUGUUUUUCGACAAACGCCAAGGUCGUGUGGGAAUUCAAUUGAUGUCCGAAUCCACAUCUCUGAGUUUACAAGAGAAAAUCAAUUCAAAAUUCACCGUUUUAAUCCUUUUUGACCAGUGCAGAACACGGUACGAGCACUUCACUGUAAUUUGCACGCAUUUUAAAGAUGUACACUUUUAUUACUGAAAUGCUAGGAAGUAUUUACAAGAACAAUAUUUAAUCACCGCACCACCUCAGCGAAAGGAGAAAGAGGAAAAAAGCACAAUGGCAAAACAUUUAAAAUGGGCCGUUACAGGAUUACAAUUUUAAAAUGUAUUUGAUAUAAUUAUAUACAUUAAAAAUAUAAACCAAGCAGCUUUAUGUUUACCUCAUGUAAAUAUGAGGCUGCAUUAACUUAUUUCUGCUAAUUUCCAUAUUUUUAAAAUUACAUCCAUCAUUUUGAGAUAAAAUACAGAACACCAUUACAACUAUAGCAUGUCUAUCUUCCUAUAACAGGAGAUUUAAAUGAUCACAUAAUAAAUAGGAUAUUAUUUUCCUAAUAUAAAAAAAAGAUAUUAAUUUAUUCGUAUUAUUCCAAUGUUAGGGUUCUAUAGAAAUAUAAUGUUCCAGCAAGUCUGCUUGAUCAGUUACCAAAGAAGCACGUCAAAAUUAUUCAGGAAAAUAAGAUUUAUAAUAAAGAAAAAUAUAAUAAAGAAAAAUUUGAUGUAAAUUUAAGGCAAUUUUUGAUUAAAAGGCAAGUAUGAUGAACCAAAACAUUUGAAGAGAAGUAAUUUCUUAAAAAUUAAGUGUUAUAUAGUCCACUGAAUCAUUCUCAGACUUAAUACUGACAAACAUGGAACCACUUGGGAGAGAACAGUCAGGAGACUUAUUUCUUAGCACAAAAGAGGACAGUGGUAAAAGAGGAUUACCAAAUCAUUGUUUUAAGUGUGAAAAUAUUGCAAAAUUAACACCGAAUUUCAAGGCCCCUGAAACAAACAGGCCUUCAUUUUAAGCUUUCAUUUAGUGAUGAGUGAUUUUUUAGCUAGACAAAGAGCAGGAGAAUACCAAAACAAGUGUCUCAGAGCCAGCAAAAGCUUUGAAAAGAGUGACAGAGUAAUAUGCAGCCUGCAGAAGUGACAUGCAUGGAUGUUGUCCACACUAGAACUACCUAAUGUAGUCAAAGCACAAUAAAAUCCGCUAGCCUUUUACUAAAAUAUAGACCUCUGGGAAUCUAUACUCUGGUUUAAAAAUUAAAAAUUUAAAUAAAUAUGCACAGACUAAAUUUUAAUUGGCUAGAUGAAUCUAAACUUAGUAAUUGGCCUACAGUAUAUUAGCCUUGAUUUACCCCAUUACAAUAGUCCAUUUACAGUUACUACUAUCAUAAAAAUAUACUUACUUGUAGGUUUAAAAUUGUACAUAAGGCACAUUUAAUGUCCAACAUUGUAAAUAUUUGUAUACAUUUGCAAAAUGUAUAUAUUAGUCAGAAUUAUCCGUGUGCUUGGCGCGCAUGCCUACAGCAGUGCUCGUUCAAUGUGAAGUUUAGCAGCAAAAUGGAAAUAUUUGCAUGACUUUUUUUAACAUUUACAGAUGGAGAAUAAACCUGUGAAAUGUCUCAAACGCAUAAAAUAGCACAAAAUGAAAGCUGUUUCCUAUGGUGUAUCAAUCUGUUCCAUGAUCGACCUCUAGGGCUGCUUGAGGCUACAUCUACACGAAGCCAGAGCUUUCCCUAUCCGAUCUUUUUUUUUUUUCCUCGUCUCAAGAAAUAUCUGCGUACACACAAAAAAACUGAAACCGACCCAAAACGAUGUAGUAUACAUGCCAGAUCAGUUUGUGGCGCUGUAAUUCUGCCACAGGGAUACACUAAAAAUGGAGAAUAAGACUUGGAGCAUGCGCAUAAAGCUUGCGCGCUGUAUACAAACUUUAGUAAAGCUUAGAAAUAAAGCUUUAUUUUAGUAAAGCUAAUAGGCUCAGUAGCUUCUGCAGCACAAACACAAGCAUGUAGUCCGCUAUUGUUGUUGUUGUUGUUGUUGCUGUUUUGUGCUUUUAGCGGUGUCUGACUAGGGUCGACAUGUGGGGUGAUGACAUCAUAGUUUCACAAAAUAUACGGAUUGGUGCCUGUUGGACUGUUAUAUCAACACUCGGAAAGCCGCUCGACCAAACGGAUUCAAGGAGCAGAACUAACUGUUGGUGAAAUUCAGAUAAAAAAAUACCUGACCAAAAAAAAAAAAAAAAGUUAAAAAGUUAAUUGAGCUUGCUGAUAGUGUUAGUGAAAAAUUUUAAAGUGGCACAUUGUGAUUUCACAGAAUAUUAUUAGGCUACCUUUGUGGGUUUUUUUUUUUUGUUUGUUUGUUUGUUUUGUUUUUUGUUUUGGCUCUAUUGUGCAAACCGCAUAAAUAAUUUAUUUAGCAUGUUUAUUUAGUUCCAUGACCUAAAAUAUGACAUUUGACAUUAGAUACUGAGAACAAUUUACAUUUUCUAUACAGAAAGAGGAAUAAGACAGAAAGCUAAAUAAGGCUAAGGGGCAUUUACUGCAGCCAUUAACCAUGCACACGUGAUAUAUGGAAAAUGCCAAUUCAAACCAUAGAUCAUUUGAUAUAUACUAUGUAGGCUAAUUGUGAAAUUCUACAUACAUUUAUCUACUAAAUAAAGAGAUUCAAGAUGAGGAACCUUGAUGAAAUGUAACAUUCAGCAUUUGUCAUUCAAUGUGGAAUUGAUAAUUGAACAUUUGCCACUAUUUUAAUAAUUUUUUGUGAGUUAAAGCUUUCAAAAGUGGCCCUAUUUACAUUCUUAAAUCACAUUCCUGGUCUUAUUGUUGAUUAUUCAUCAGUGCACAAUAUUGUGCACAUGAAUCUUCGUAGAUAAUAUAUCAGAAAAUAUUUUAUGAAAGGUUUUAUAUUUUAUGUCUAAUGUCCAAUGUUUUGUUAUAUCUCUAACUAAAAGAAACUAAAAUGAAUUGUAUACAGCUCUCUUCUUGUGACAAGCUUUGAAAAUAAAAAGUAUUUGUCUGGAAACCACAACAGAAUGAUUUCAAACUAUUUGCUGAUAUACAGUAACAUUCACGGUAUAAUAAAAUAAAUGCUUCCAGCUACCAUCUUUACGAAAAGCCUUGGUCAGGAUAAAUGGGAGAUGGAUAAUGACACAGGUCACUCCAGGGAAAGUAAAUGAAGUCUGUGAAGUCAAUUACAUAGGUCAUUUUAUUCCUAAGAAUAGAGAUGCUAAAAGCCACAAAGCAAUAGCCUGUACUCCUACCUGAAUAAUAACUGUGCUUCAGAAGGUUUAUUUAUAGUUCAGAGUCUCUUUAAUAUUAAUGAGGCAUAUGGGGUCUGACCGAUAGACUGAUCAAAGCCUCUGAGGCAUUUUUUUUUUAUUUGUUUCCAAUCAUAGAUACACAGUUGGUGACUCGUUAUUUAUGGGGGCAUGAUUUAUUGUGGGGCAAACAAAUGAUAGGACAUCACACAACAACAUCUCAGAAUCUUUCCUCUAUUAAAUUAGCCAAAUCUAUCUACCUUAUUCCUGACGAGCCUACUGUGUUUUGAAUUAUGGGUGGCAUAUUCCGGUUUGCGGAUCUUCCAUUCAAAAAGACUGAAACGAAUCAUUUCAAAUCAUAAGGUUACCCUACAAAUAAAGCUUAUCUGUCAGUUUGACUGAAUGAGCUGUCAAUUUUCCUUUCAUUUUUUAUUUUCAGACAUCAUGAGAAUAACGUAACGCUUGAUAUUUUAACAAGAAUAAAUAUGGCAAGAGCUCUUUUCAGUCGCUGCAUUCUUCUCCUCAUGAUUAUUUUCUUUUUUCCCUUUGCAUUCCGCUGUAAUAAAAGGACAACAUAUACUGCACAUUUGUGGUCCGAUUUAAUUUACGAUAUAUCCCAUUAAUAAUUCACUGGAAUGCAUGAAGAAUCUCUCAUUUUUCUCCUCAAAUCCUCACCACUCUUUCCAGGUUUGUUUUCACAGGUAAAUACAAUUUAUUAUCUGUCAAAAUGAUGGAAAUCACUUUGAAAUAGUAUCAUGCAAUGCUGAAGUUAAUGAACAUUUUUGAUUUUGGCUUUUACACUUUUAAAUGUCCUUUUAAUGUUCGAUGGUUGAAAGGUGAGUAGAAUAAUGUCUUCUCAUUGUACCGUUUUUUUUUUUUUUUUUUUACGUAUUAUUGCAUU